Malassezia globosa CBS 7966 is the source of this 504-nucleotide messenger RNA. RefSeq lists its product as uncharacterized. The transcript has a single exon. The record is from RefSeq and is a predicted model, not a curated record. Lineage: Eukaryota; Fungi; Basidiomycota; Malasseziomycetes; Malasseziales; Malasseziaceae. The coding region runs from base 1 to 504 and encodes 167 amino acids.
AUGAACCAUGAUGUGUCGACCUCCUUGUCAUCCUCUUGCGAUGCGUACGAGGUUCUAGGUAUACAUCCAUCGGCAAAUGCGAGCGAAAUUCGUGCUGCGUACCUUCGACUUGCUCGUGAGCACCAUCCAGAUAAAGUCAGGUCGCACUCACAGGGUGGUGAACAAAUGCAGCGUAUUGUGCAAGCAUACGAAGUACUACACGACACUGUCUCGCGUGCGUACUAUGACGAGGAACGUGCGGCCAAGCAGAGACGCAAUGUUCCUGUACGCAUAGCAGAGACAGUACCACUUGAGUGCAUGGAAGCAGUAGAGCAACCUACGAUGCAUUUCCAAUACCCAUGCCGCUGUGGACAGGCGUACGUCAUUGCACCUGACGCACUCGUGCAAGAAAACGGGUACGUAGGAUGCAUGGGCUGCUCAGAAACGAUUCAUGUUGUCUGGGAUGAAGACAGCGAUGACGACGGCGACAGCGGGCCCGGCGAGCGCAUUGAGAACGAGGGAUAA